Messenger RNA from Triticum aestivum (bread wheat), 1101 nucleotides. RefSeq names its product BTB/POZ and MATH domain-containing protein 3-like. The transcript is spliced from 2 exons. The coding region runs from base 1 to 1101 and encodes 366 amino acids. Lineage: Eukaryota; Viridiplantae; Streptophyta; Magnoliopsida; Poales; Poaceae. Gene Ontology annotation, biological process: protein ubiquitination. The record is from RefSeq and is a predicted model, not a curated record. Gene Ontology annotation, molecular function: protein binding.
AUGUCGUUUGCUGGUGUAUCCGUCGUUGCAGACGGCAAGCUGCUGCAGCCGUCCACGGCAUCGGCCAUUUACUCCGGCACGGACAGCAGUGGCAGUUGGUGGUAUCACCUGCUUGUGGUACAAGGUUACUCCCGCACCAAAAACCUGCUGCCCAAUGGAGAGAGAAUCAAGGGUUGCUCCUUCCGAGCUGGAGGAUAUCAAUGGGCUCUGGAACUCUAUCCCAACGGUGAUGUCAUGGAUGCUGCCGGCUUCAUGUCCAUUUUUUUCAUCCUUGAUCAGGAUGUUGCACGGCCUGUGAAGGUGCAGCGCCAGUUUAGCUUAAUUGAUGAGGUUGACAAGCAGCAACCUGCACACAUCCGUGCAAGGAAAGCACGUGACUUCUGUGCACACAACGAUGGCUGGGGUCGAAGUCAAUUCAUAAAACAGGAGGACCUUGAGAAGUCAGAGCAUCUCAAGGAUGAUUGUUUCACCAUCCGGUGCGACUUUAUCAUCGCCGAAGCCGUCUCAGCUACCUUCAUUGAGGUUGGCGCCGAUGUGAUGUUUGAGGUAGGCCAUGAGAGUUUUGCUGCUCACCGAAACAUUCUCGCGGCUCGUUCCACCGUCUUCAUGGCGGAGCUCUUCGGCCCCAUGAAGGAGGGGACCACGGCGGGUGCCAUACAGAUACAAGACAUGGAACCCAACGUAUUCAACGCCUUGCUUGGUUUCAUCUACACCGAUUUGAUGCCCAAGAUGACAACGGUGUUUUAUCAAAAAAAGAUGACAAAGGUGGGAGGAGAAGCAGAAGCAGAAGGUGGAGCCGAUGAGGUUACGUGGCUGCAACACUUGCUUAUCGCAGCGGAUAGGUUUGAUCUCCAGCGGCUCAAGUCGAUGUGUGAAGAGAGGCUGUCGGAGUACAUAGAUUUGAGCUCGGUGACGUCCAUCCUUGGUCUGGCAGCACACCACCAUUGCCGCGGACUCAAGGAGGCCUGCCUGGAGUUCCUCAAAGUCCAAUCUGCUGCAAUCUUGGCAGGAGUCAUGGCGACCAGCGACUGGCAGCACAUAUCUGCCACUGACCCAUCCGUUCUGAAUGAGCUCAUCACCAAGCUUGCCUCGAAAGCGUAG